Lentinula edodes (shiitake mushroom) is the source of this 607-nucleotide messenger RNA. RefSeq lists its product as uncharacterized. The transcript has 3 exons. NCBI's taxonomy places the organism in Eukaryota, Fungi, Basidiomycota, Agaricomycetes, Agaricales, Omphalotaceae. The record is from RefSeq and is a predicted model, not a curated record. The coding region runs from base 300 to 560 and encodes 86 amino acids.
UAUCGGUUUCUUCCCAGAAAGGAGCCCAACAGCUUGAAGAUCGUACUUGGUAUUUGUGCUCCUAAAAAGCGGUAAAACAGCUUUUACUUCUCGUUAGUACGACCUCGCUUACCACCCACAUUUUCCACCAGCCUUUUUGAAAAUUUCUAGAGCUUUGGAACUCUUGACCUGUUUUGACCUGACCGAAAUUGGCUAGCUCAGUUCUCGCUCACCUUGGAUCCGCCGAAUUCCUACCCUUGUUCAACUUGCGCCUUACAUGCUGCAAAUAUAUUCAGAACGAUAGAUUAUCACCCUGAAUAAUGAUCCCCGUACCUUUGUGUAAUCUUUUUGCUCUUUCCUGGAAAGCUUCGCAAGUGAUCGCCGUCGUUAUCCCUCGUCCACCGCCUUGUGCUCGCGCCACAUUUUUCUCGGAGACCCCCGCACGGCGGAGUGAGCAAAGUGAGUUUCUGUUCUUUUCUCUCAUGCCACCGUCCUCCUUUCUGCUCAUACCACUGUCAGCAUCAUCUUAUUUCACCAGAGAGCCUAAAUGCAACACUAGCAUGGUGACUGCGAAACGAUGAAUAUUGCUAGAAUACAGGCUCAUGAUGGUGGCUUACCGAAAUGACUG